Guillardia theta CCMP2712 is the source of this 1105-nucleotide messenger RNA. RefSeq lists its product as hypothetical. The record is from RefSeq and is a predicted model, not a curated record. NCBI's taxonomy places the organism in Eukaryota, Cryptophyceae, Pyrenomonadales, Geminigeraceae. The transcript has 2 exons. The coding region runs from base 221 to 1105 and encodes 294 amino acids.
ACUUCCCUUCAAAAUGUCGUCGUCAUUUGCCGCUGCUGUAUCGUCUACGUGACCUGGGCGAGCAUGGCUUGCUUUCCUAGAGAUACGAUCAUUCCAGAUACUCUCACUCUAUCGCUGUAGGAAGCAUAAGAUCGACCCUCUCCUUCUUCUCCUCCCGCCUUUCAACAAGCGCUCGGAUACCAGGCUGCAACCGAUCGCUCGCUGGUUCUGCUGUUCUGUCAUGUCGCUGUCCUCUACGACUCUUGACCCGGCACCCCCACCGAAUGAGCAUCAACUCCAACCCGAUCUUAGUGAAAUCGCUGCUCCUAACCCUUCUAGGCUGUGCGAGCAUGGGCGUAGACGGGGAAGAUGCAAAGACUGUGGGGGGAAGGGAAUAUGUGAACACAAGCGAGUGAGGAGGCAGUGCAAGGAUUGUGGUGGUGCAGGGAUAUGUGAGCACAAGAGACUCAGAAGGCAAUGUAAGGAAUGUGGUGGCUCAGGUAUUUGUGUGCACAAAAGGAUUCGAAGUCACUGCAAAGAUUGUGGUGGAAAAGGAAUAUGCGAGCACGGGAAACGCCGCAAUCGCUGCAAGGAUUGUGGGGGGAAAGGGAUAUGCCAACAUGGGCGAAGGAAAAGUCGCUGUAAAGAAUGUGGAGGAUCGGAGAUCUGUAUUCAUAGCAGGAUCAAAAGCCAGUGCAAGGAUUGUGGAGGAAACAGUAUAUGUGAGCACAGGCGCAUUCGCAGUCAAUGCAGGGAAUGCAGAGCCGUUGCGAUGUGCAUUCACAGGCAAUUGAAGUCACAAUGUAAGGUUUGCAAUGGCAGCGACAUGCUUAUGACCCAUUGUAACCCCACGUGUACACGUUGCCGUUGGAGCUCAGCGCCACCACAUGGAAGGCUCCGAGCGCGAUGUCGGAGAUGUGGAUCCCCAGGGAGGACAGGGAGGUCACCAACGUCGGCGUGUACCUAUAGGUCUGAUCCCCCGUCCCCAGCUGCCCGUACUUGUUGUCCCCCCACAUGUACACCUCCCCGCACCUGCAUGUCUGGACGCCAGCCGCGUACAGCAUCAUCUCCAACCCCGAACCCUGCGCGUUCCCGGACCUCGUGCCCAGCACUGGCAGCGCGAUGA